AUGGCCUCUCAACAGCAGAAGCUUCACUUUGCGUUGUUUCCGUUUAUGGCUCCAGGCCACAUGAUCCCAUUGAUAGACAUUGCUAAAUUGCUUGCGCAAGAAGGCAUGAUCAUCACCAUAUUCACCACCCCACAUAAUGCAGCCCGCUUCAAAGCAGUUAUUGACCGUGCCACAAAAUCCGGGCUCCAAAUCCGAGUAAUCCAGCUGAAAUUCCCAUGUGAAGAAGUCGGAUUACCUCUAACGUGUGAGAACUUUGACAUGGUACAUUCACACGACAUGACCUUCAACUUCUUUGCAGCAAUCGCCAUGCUACAACCUCAAGUGGAAAAACUGUUUGCGGAGCUAACUCCGAGACCAAACUGCAUAAUCUCAGACAUGUCUUUGCCAUGGACAAUCAACAUCUCUCGCUCGUUUCACAUUCCCAGGAUCUCUUUCAGUGGAACAUGUUGCUUCUGUUUCUUGUGCCUCCGCAAUGUGCGCAUAUCCAAUGUUCUUGCGAGUACAGCCUCAGAAGUGGACUAUUUUGUUGUUCCUAACGUGCCUGAUCGAAUCGAGAUGAACAAAUCUCAGCUACCAGCGCCUCUAACUCCAAAAUUGAUUGAUUUUAGUAGAGAAAUGUUUGCCGCUGAGUACGAUUUUUACGGCACAAUUAUGAACACUUUUGAAGAGUUGGAACAAGCGUAUGUGGAAGACUACAAGAAGGCAAGAAAUGGUAAAGUGUGGUGUGUUGGCCCUGUUUCACUCUGCAACAAAGAUGACUUGGACAAAGCACAAAGGGGUCACAAGGCCUCGGUUGAUGAACAGCACUGCUUGAACUGGCUUGACUCUCAGCAACCAGGUUCUGUACUUUAUGCUUGUCUUGGAACUCUAUGCAAUGCCGUCACUGAGCAAUGGAUAGAGCUUGGACUAGGGCUGGAGGCAUCAAAGAAACCUUUCAUUUGGGUUUUGAAAGAAGGGUUUCGAUCCGAAGAGUUGGAAAGGUGGAUUGCAGAAAGUGGUUUCGAGGAAAGAACCAAGGAAAUGAGCCUCUUGAUUCGGGGUUGGGCUCCGCAGACACUGCUAUUGUCACACCCUGCCAUUGGGGGUUUCUUGACACAUUGUGGUUGGAACUCAACACUAGAAGGCAUAUGUGCUGGCCUACCUAUGAUCACAUGGCCUUUGUUUGCAGACCAAUUCCUCAAUGAAAAACUAGUACAACAGUUUCUAAAGAUUGCUGUGAGGGUUGGAGUGGAAUAUCCAAUGAAGUGGGGGGAGGAGGAGGAGAUUGGGGUGUUGGUGAAGAAGGAAAGUGUGAAGGAAGCAAUAGACAAGUUGAUGGAUGGAGACGAAAGCGAAGCGAGAAGAGAUCGAGCCAGAGAGCUUUCGAAAAUGGCUAAAAAAGCAGUGGAAGAAGGCGGAUCUUCCCACCGUAACAUAGCACUACUAAUCGAAGACCUCAUUCAACAAGGAAAUUCCACAGAGAAAUACUAA
This is a messenger RNA of Fragaria vesca subsp. vesca, 1470 nucleotides long. RefSeq names its product UDP-glycosyltransferase 73C2-like. Gene Ontology annotation, molecular function: UDP-glycosyltransferase activity. The transcript has a single exon. The record is from RefSeq and is a predicted model, not a curated record. The coding region runs from base 1 to 1470 and encodes 489 amino acids. Lineage: Eukaryota; Viridiplantae; Streptophyta; Magnoliopsida; Rosales; Rosaceae.